AGCGGCCUCCAGGCGGGGCUAGAGCGUAGCCUUCCGCCAGCGCAGCCUCGUGAGUGACCUUCUCGCGCCCACCGCAAUGCUGGCUGCGGCUGCUCGCCCCCUCCGGGGGAUCUGUUUGAGGUUCCGGGCCGCGGCCCUGCUCCAGACCAGGCUACCAUUAUUAGGUGUUUGUGCCCUGAGGCUAAUGAGAAGCAGCUGUCAUCAAAGAAGAAGUGAAACUCUGGCUGGAGCUGCUCUGGACAGUGCCCCCAAGGAGUACCCUCCUAAGAUUCAGCAGUUAGUACAGGACAUCGCUGGCCUCACUCUACUGGAAAUCUCUGAUCUCAACGAGUUAUUGAAGAAAACACUGAAAAUCCAGGAUGUGGGGCUGGUGCCAAUGGGUAGCAUGGUACCAGGUGCUGCUACUGCAAAGGUAGCCCCUGAGGCAGCAGAAGAGGAAGAGGUACCCAAGCAAAAAGAACGAACACAUUUCACUGUUCGACUGACAGAAGCCAAGCCUGUGGAUAAAGUGAAACUAAUCAAGGAAGUAAAGAAUUACGUCCAAGGCAUAAAUCUUGUCCAGGCAAAGAAGCUGGUAGAGUCCUUACCACAGGAAAUCAAAGCUAAUGUUGCCAAAUCAGAAGCAGAGAAGAUUAAAGCAGCCUUGGAAGCAGCUGGUGGCACUGUGAUUUUGGAGUAGGAAUUUGGGGUUCUGAAGGACUUGUGCAAAGUGGGGCUUACUCUAGUCCAGCCUGACCACUUGGGCAGUAGCCCCAUGUGUAUUACUGCCUGCAGACCCGAAAAGAUGAAUUUAACCAGUGUGGGUAGUUUGAGAACUUUUUCAGCUUUUCAGGGGAGGCCCAUCUGUCCCCGGCCCUUUUAAAAGGCUACUGUGAAGAAGGACUCUGUGAAACAUGAGAGUGGGGAACAAGUUUGUUCGAACAGUAGUCUAUGAGGAAAAUAUAUUAUUACCCAUACUUCCAGUGUGUUUAGAAUUGUGUGCUGAAGACCAGAGACAGGCAGCCAAGAAUUGGCACAGCAAUAUCUUAAACUACUGAAGUUGGAUGUUGUGGGGGAUAACUUAGGUUUGUAGGGUGGUCUGGGCCCUAAGUCUCCCUGCUUGUCCUCUUUGUUGUGGUGCCAGGUAAAUACUGUAUUUCUCAAGUCCUUAAAGAAAGGUACUUCCUUCAUUGUCA
This is a messenger RNA of Phascolarctos cinereus (koala), 1175 nucleotides long. RefSeq names its product mitochondrial ribosomal protein L12 (gene MRPL12). NCBI's taxonomy places the organism in Eukaryota, Metazoa, Chordata, Mammalia, Diprotodontia, Phascolarctidae. Gene Ontology annotation, molecular function: mRNA binding; structural constituent of ribosome. Gene Ontology annotation, cellular component: ribosome; mitochondrial large ribosomal subunit. Gene Ontology annotation, biological process: translation. The record is from RefSeq and is a predicted model, not a curated record.